AUGUUUUAUAAUCGCCGACACUGGGGUGGCUAUUCAAUACGGGAACGAGAGCAACCAGAAGCCCGCAAAUUUGUUGAAAACCCAGAUUUGCCAUCACCAGAAGUCAUGACCAAACUUCUUAACCUCUACUUCAUUUACGUUCACCCAUUCGCCCCUGUCUUCGUGUGGUCCAAGUUUCUGAAACGUCUGCAGAAUCGAGACUAUUCACCAUCAUUCCUCUUUGUGCUCAAUAGUAUCUUUGCAUUAGCUUCUCGAUUUUCAGAUGAUCUUUCCUUCAGAACUGACCCAACUAAACCGCAGACGAUAGGGGUCAAAUUUGCAGAAAAGGCAAAGGCUAUCCUUGACACCAUCUAUGAUGCUCCAGACAUGUAUUGUGUUGGUGGUUUGGUCAUACUUUCGUAUCAGCAAAUGGGAACCGGUGGCGGAUAUCGUGCAUGGAUGUUCAUUGGACUUGCGAUCCGAAUGGCACAGCAUCUGGGCUUGCAUCGAGAUUGUAUGAAAUUGAAUCCACAUAUGCCCGCACUGGAUCGAGAGGAAAGGAAUCGUAUUUGGUGGGCGUGUUUCGUGGCGGAUCGCCUCGUCUCAGCCACAUUCGGCGGGCCACAGGGCAUCAACGAACACGACGUGGAUGCAACGUAUCCUGAGGGUAUCGAUGAAGAGAAUACUCUGCUAGAGUACCGUUUGGACAAUGCACCUAUUAUGCUGACAGGACCCUCGCCACAUUCGGAAAAGAAUUUCGUAUACUUGGCAUCGUUGACAAGGAUCAUGGGCAGAGUCUUGGUCAGUCUUUAUAGUCCACUCUCAAAGGCCUCUUCUUUGUCCAGUUUAUCUAUGACCAACCCUGCGCCGCUGGAACAGCUUGAUAAGGAGCUGACGGACUGGCUUCUGACGCUUCCACCACAUUUACAGUUUCGAUCUGUGCAGCAGGAACCUGGGACGUUUGUUAGUACAUUGCACAUGAUGUUUUAUGCAACUCUAAUUCUGUUGCAUCGGCCAUACAGCCAUCAGUCUCCUCAUAACACCAAUGACUGGACAAUCUCGCUUUCGAUCUGCACGUCUGCCGCCAAUAAUACGAUUGAGAUUGCUAGCAAUUUGAUGCGGACUACAGAUGAACAUAGAGACGUGCCUAGGUUAAAAUGUUUGCUUCAUAUGGCGGUAUUUAUUUUUUUUACGGCAGGUUUAGUUCAUAUUAAUAACUGUACGAGCUUGGAUCCAGUUUUGGCUGCUUCGGCAAAACUACGAACAGUUGAGACUCUCCGCUGUCUGAACGUGAUUGAAGAUGUUUGGAUUAGUGGGAAAUGGUGUGGAAAUAACAUUAAGAAUCUGCUGAAGUCGCGCAAUAUUGAGUUGCCAUGCUCCGUUGAAGGUAUGAAAUCUGAAGAUCAAAAAAAAAAAAAAAAAAAAAAAAAAAACUUUUUUGUAUAA
This is a messenger RNA of Lobosporangium transversale, 1425 nucleotides long. RefSeq names its product fungal-specific transcription factor domain-domain-containing protein. The record is from RefSeq and is a predicted model, not a curated record. The transcript has 2 exons. Gene Ontology annotation, molecular function: zinc ion binding; DNA binding. Gene Ontology annotation, biological process: DNA-templated transcription. Bases 1 to 1425 code for a protein of 474 amino acids. Lineage: Eukaryota; Fungi; Mortierellomycota; Mortierellomycetes; Mortierellales; Mortierellaceae.